UCGACCACGCGACUGCUAGCUCUGCAGCACGUGCGACGCGGUGCACGAACGUGCCACCUGCGGCGAGCCUACAAAGUCAGGGAUGUCAUGGUCGAAGGUCGCUUUCGGGGCGGCGAAGUGUGCGAAGGGCGUCGUGGAGCAUGAGACGGCUUUGAAGACAGCUCUCAAGGGAGGCAUCACAGUCGUCGACACCAGCGCGAAUUAUAUGGGCGGAAACAGCGAGCUCUUGGUGGGUGAGGGAGUCGACCGGUGGCUAGCCUCUGGCGAAGGCAAAGACAAGAGUCUAACGGUGGUGUCCAAGUUCGGCUACGCCGCGGCGGGCUCGAAACUCCCAGGAGUAGCGCACGUCGCGCCCGGUCUCUCCCACUCCCUCCACCCAGAUUUCUAUCGACACGAGCUGUCGGCUUCCACCGGUCGCUUGGGGGCCACCGAGAUAGGCGCGUACCUCGUGGAGCACCCGGAGCACCACCUCGCCCUCAAGCUGGGACUCGCCGGCGGCGAGAACGCCUCCGCGACCGCGGACGGUGGCGGUCCGCCCCCGCCUAGCCAGGUCCAGCUAGACGAAGCUCGGGGCUCGUUUUACGAGGAGAUGACGGCCUUGUUUCAGGCGAUGGAGGGGCAAGCAGAAAGAGGGAUGGCGUACGGGGUGAGUUCGUUGGGCCUGUCGCUACCCACGUGGGACCCGAUGCACGUGUCGUGGGAGAAGCUGGUGGAGUGCGCGGAGCAGGCGGCUUCCAGGGCUGGGCGAGACCGGCACGCCUUCAAGAUCGUGCAGAUGCCCGCUAACCUGCUUGAGGUCACUGGGCUUGCCACGGCUCCGGCGAUGCAGAAGGCUGGUCUGAAGGUCAUGGCAUGCCACCCGCUUCGGGCGGCCACACCGGAAGGCAAGUUCGAGCUAGUGGACGACGCGCUGAGAGGAGGUCUGCCGACGGAUUACAUGGACGUGUGCAGGGAGGUGCUGCAUCACUUCAACCUAGAGAUCCCCGAGGACCGGGAGCCCACAGAAGAAGAGGAAGAAAUUAGACAGGGGUGUCGUUUCCUUCAGCAGCUGGUGCAGGAUAUGAACGCGCAGCUCACGACCUUCACCUCCCUGGAACACUACGAGGCGGAGCUAGGGGGAAGCAUUACUCCCAUGAUAGCAGACAAGUUCGAAGCCCUCGACGACGACUCGGCAGAUCUGUUACAGAAAUUUUUCGAUCGCUACGGUAAAAUGGUGCGAUACAGCUGCGCGCAGAGGGUGCGAGAUAUGGCGACGACUGGGGAAGGCUGUCCAAGUGGGGCCCAUUUGUUGGCUGAUUCGGAGCCCCUCCAAAUUUACGCUCUUCGCUGGUUGAUGGGUAGCCCGGGGGUAGGCUGCACGGUGGUGGAGAUGGAGCAGCCAGAAAAAGUUGCAGAGGGGUUCGCAGCUCUGCGUCAAGAUUGACCAACGGUGGACAUCUACACUCUUGAUGUGUGUUUUUCUACUCUCUGGAGACGUGAAAUUGCGGGACUUGACUGGUUUUUGACGGAUCAGAAAUGGAAAGCGGACGAGCGAUUGGUGCAACUGAACAAGUUACAUCAAGUUGUAGAAAGAGGCACUCCUGGAUGUUAGAGAGAUCUCCGGUGGCCACAUUUUUAGUGCCGGCACUGCUUUUCUUUCGACAGGGCUGAGUGGUUUCUGUUUCUUGCCUCGAUCAAGCCGAAGCCUCCAAUAUCCUCUCCGUCAUAUAUCAAUGAAUUGGAACCUGACCCCCCGACACGUUGAGUAUUCGUCUUUCUU
Ectocarpus sp. CCAP 1310/34 is the source of this 1759-nucleotide messenger RNA. The record is from the annotation of a GenBank genome assembly. Lineage: Eukaryota; Phaeophyceae; Ectocarpales; Ectocarpaceae.